This is a messenger RNA of Aphanomyces invadans, 3901 nucleotides long. RefSeq lists its product as hypothetical. The transcript is spliced from 15 exons. The record is from RefSeq and is a predicted model, not a curated record. Bases 49 to 3792 code for a protein of 1247 amino acids. Gene Ontology annotation, biological process: proteolysis. Gene Ontology annotation, cellular component: cytosol. Gene Ontology annotation, molecular function: serine-type endopeptidase activity; tripeptidyl-peptidase activity. Lineage: Eukaryota; Oomycota; Saprolegniomycetes; Saprolegniales; Verrucalvaceae.
CCAGCAUUGCCGACGAUCAUUUGAGAUUUCACCUCCGUCUGUGCACUCAUGUCCGUCCAAUUCAACCCCGCGACGGAAAUCGUGCCCAAGCACGAAACUCUUGCUAGCCAACUCGUGCAGCUGUACCCGGAAUACGACGGUCGCAACACUAUCGUCGCUAUCUUUGACACAGGCGUGGACCCAGGCGCCCCCGGCUUGCAAAUUACCUCCGACGGCAAACGCAAGAUUAUCGACGUGGUUGACGCGACGGGAUCCUGUGAUGUUGACAUGUCGACGAUUCUGAAGCCGACGGAUGGAAAGCUUGUGCUUCCUUCCGGCAAGGUAUUGACGCUUAACCCUGCAUGGAAAGCGUCGGAAUUUCGCGUCGGCAGCAAGCGUGCAUACGAAUUGUACCCAAAGCUGUUGGUGGACCGAAUCAAGAAAGAGCGAAAGGAGAAGUGGCAAGCCAAAGACCGCGAAGCUAUCAACGCCGUGCAGAAAGAGCUGGCCGACUGGACUUCGGCAAAUAGCUCGAAUCCUAGCCAAGCUGCGAUCGAUGCACGCAAGGAUAUCCAGGCGCGUUUGGCUGUGCUGGAAGCGAACUCAAAGUUGUUCGAGGACCCUGGUCCGAUCUACGACGCCGUUGCGUUCUACGAUGGAACCCACUGGCGUGCCGCUGUGGACACAUCUGAAACGGGUGACUUUUCGACGAGCCCUGCAUUCACCAACUACCGCGUGGCCCAUGAAUACGGCAAAUUCUGCGACGCGUCCCAACUCAACUACGUGCUCAACCUUUACGACAAUGGCAGUGUCUUGAGCAUCGUGUGCGACGCUGGAGCGCAUGGAACUCACGUUGCCGGGAUCGUGGCUGCGUACCACGAAGACGAUCCGAUCAACAACGGUGUGGCCCCUGGUGCUCAGAUUGUGUCCGUGAAGAUUGGCGACACCCGCAUGGGCAGCAUGGAGACUGUUCUCGGCAUCACUCGCGGAUUCCACGCUGUGCUCGAAAACAAAGUCGACGUUGUAAACAUGAGCUACGGUGAAUUCGCCACCAUGCACGACAGUGGCCGUGUCGUGGAUGUCGUGAAGGAUUUGGUGGAGAAGCACGGCGUGACUUUCGUGUGCAGUGCUGGCAACGAAGGCCCAGCCCUCGGCACGGUCGGUGCACCUGGUGGUACUUCGUCGAGCAUUCUUGGCGUAGGGGCAUACGUUUCGCCCACCAUGAUGCAAUCGGAAUACUCGAUGCGCGAUACUCCCGACAGUUCGGUAGGUUUGUACACAUGGAGCUCGCGUGGCCCGACCUUCGACGGUGAUCUCGGCGUGAACAUCUGUGCUCCUGGUUGUGCCAUUACGUCAGUGCCCAACUGGACGUUGACAAAGAAGAUGCUCAUGAACGGCACUUCCAUGUCGUCGCCGAAUGCAGCGGGGAAUGUCGCCCUCCUCAUCUCGGGCCUCAAGCAUCGCAACAUUGGGUACAAUCCUUUCUCGAUUCGCCGGGCAUUGGAAAACACUGCAGUGUCAAUCUCGACGGCGGAGGCGUUUGCGCAAGGCCAGGGUCUCAUUCAGACGUUGCCUGCCCUCGAGUACUUAUUCAAGCACCAAAAUACGUUUGACGGGACGAAAGAGUUCCCUCUCUACUACGACGUCCGCGUGCCAAGCCACCAAAACAAUCGAGGGAUUUACCUCCGCGAGCUCGACCAACUUGUUGAGAAGGACUUCAACGUGAACGUCGAACCCAUUUUUCACAAGGACGCUCGCAACGACCAUCGCAUUCAGUUUGAGUUGUCGUUGAAGUUGGUGCCUACCAAGCCUUGGAUCGCCACUGCCGACCAUCUUACGUUGCUGCAUCAAGGUCGAUACUUUAAGGUGUCCGUGAACUCGGAUGCGUUGACCGCGGGAGCUGCGCACUUUGGUGAAGUGAUUGCGUACGACACCAAGAAUCUUGGCCGUGGCCCAGUCUUCCGUAUCCCUGUCACUGUCGUCAAGCCUGAGGUUAUCCCUGCCGCCAAGCAACACGCAGCUCUGCAACUGGUGAAAGAACUCGAACCUGCCAACAUUUCCCGCACAUUUUACCAAGUGCCGGCUGGCGCGACGUGGGUUAACGUUUCGGUGAGCCGCCGUCCCAAGUCGGCCCAAGAACCGGCAGCAGCCUUGUAUUCUUUGCAUUUGAUGCAGUUGGAGAAGUACGAGCGCCAGGGCGCGACGUCCCUGCAGAAGAACUUUUACCUCAACACGACCGGGCAAGUCACCCACAGUUUCGCUGUUAAGGGGUUGGCAACGCUGGAAUUGUGCUUGGCGCAAUACUGGAACUCGAUCGGGUCCUCCACCGUCCACUUGGAAGUCGACUUUCGAGGCAUCGUGCCUGACGAGCGCUCCGUGCACGUCACGGGCGGCGUCGGGUCGACCAAAGUCAACCUGUUUGCGCACUUGCGCAGUGAAUCGAUCGAGCCGAGCGCUGUGCUGAAUAAGUGGACGCAGCGCCUCCGCCCGGAUUCGGCCGUUGUGUCCACGUUGGGGUCCCGCGAUGUCUUUGACGACAACCGCCACGUGUACCAGUUGGUGCUCACGUACUCAUUUGAAAAAGCGGAGGAAGGAAAAAUCACGCCGUCCUUGCCGCUGCUCAACGGACGGCUGUACGAGUCGCCCUUCGAGUCGCAACUGAUCUUGAUCUUUGACACCAACAAAAAAUACCUCGGGUGCUCGGACGCAUACCCUCGAUCGACGUCGUUGAAGAAGGGCAAGUUCAUUCUGCGCGCCCAGGUGCGCCACGAAGAUCCAAGUGUGCUGGAAAACCUCAAGUCGAUGAUGGCAUUCGUCACGCACGACAUCAAAGACGUGACUGUGACAGUGUACGAUUCGCCCAACGAUCCUUCGUUCAAGGGCAAGGCACUAUCUGCCUCACCGCUGAAGAAAGGAGUAUACCGACCAGUGUACGUCGGUGAACCGGCAUUUGACAAGCUGCCCAAGGGCGCUUCGACGGGGGAUAUCCUCUCGGGGAAGAUCACUUAUGGUCGCAAGAGCACCGACGUCAAGGGGGUCACUCAAAAGCCGGACGGGUAUCCCCUCUCGUACACUGUGCCUGCCAAACCCACGGUGGAAAAGGAGCCUGAAGCCAAGGAAGCCGAGGACGUCCGUGACGAAGACGUGUUGGCAAAUGAAGCUGUUCGCGACUUGCUGGUCAAGAGGCUGGUCAAGUUGCAGGGCAAGGACUCGUUCUUGGGACAAUGGGCCAAGCUCAAUUCGACUUAUCCGUCCCAUUUACCUCUUCUUCAGACUCGACUACAUCACUACGACAACAACAGCUCCAAGCGCCGCGCUGUGCUCAAGGAAAUCGUGGAGGCAGCGGCCAGCAUCGUGUCGGCCAUUGACGCGGAUGCGCUGGCGGUGCAUUACGGCGUCAAGUUGGUUCCUGGGGACGUGACUCAGUCCAGGGUCCGCAAGGUCAAGGACAGCGAGAAGGCGGCGUUAGUGGAUGCGUUGUCUCGUCAAGCUCGUGCGCUGGGCGACUUGAAAGAUGAAGCGGCGUUUGUCGUGACGUUUCAAGCGCUGCAGAAAUGGGUCGACACCGACGACAAUCAAUUUGUGUACGCAUCGAUCCACAACGAUCUGCGCCAGGGCCACAAGGGAAUGGCGCUCAAACGUCUCCAGAAAGUGUUGGAGUUGGCGACGAACGAAAUGGAAAAGAUUAUUCCGUUGAAAGAGGUGCAAGACUUGAAGGCUCAACUGUACACCGAACUUGGGUGGACGCACUGGGUCGAGUACGAGAAGAGCUGGACGGCUCUGAACAACCCGGCUUCCUUUAUGUUGUUCUAAAGACAUGCCUCCAUGUGAAUCCUGUGGAACGUUGUACACAAUCGCACUCCAGUCUCUCUGUUGCCACCUGUAGCGAGAGAAUGGAUGCAUGCCUCAUCCGUCUAUGCGU